Molecule: messenger RNA, 2700 nt
Organism: Papaver somniferum (opium poppy)
Lineage: Eukaryota; Viridiplantae; Streptophyta; Magnoliopsida; Ranunculales; Papaveraceae
Product: putative disease resistance protein RGA1
Exons: 2
Coding region: 669-1928 (419 amino acids)
Source: RefSeq, a predicted model, not a curated record
UGAAAUUAAGCUAUGAUAAAUUACCCUCGCAUUUGAAACUUUGUUUUUCUUAUUGCUCUUUAUUCCCAAAGGAUUGGGUCAUUCAGAAGGAAAUUCUAGUUCGGUUGUGGAUAGCUGAGGGUUUCAUUUAUCCAUCUCAUGGUGGGAGUCGAAUAUCGCUCGAAGAUGCUGGCGAUGAUUAUUUCCAUAGUUUGCUGGCCAAUUCAUUUUUCCAAGAUGUGGCAAAGAAUGAGUUGGGCGACAUCGAAACAUGCAAGAUGCAUGAUUUGGUGCAUGAUCUUGCGGAGAGUGUCAAUGGUGUUCACGGUAUCAAGACUGUGAAUUCCAGCGAAAUGGAAUCUAUUUCUGAAUUUCGUCGUUUGCAUUUAGUUUUAGAUAAAAAAAAAUUCAGUAACAUUUUCAAAAGAACUCUUGGAAAGAAUAAAAAGAUUGAGGUCCGUUUUUUCACUUGAAAAUGAUCAUUUGGGUAAUUAUCUAGUGCAUGCAGAGAAUCUAAGAGUAAAUUGUCUGCUUGAUCGGCAUGAUUUAGACAUUCCUGAGAUAUUUAAGCAUAAGCAUUUGAGGUAUCUUGACCUGUCUUAUUGUUGGUUUGAUUUAAGACAUGAUGUAUCCAUUCAUCAACUUACAAUUUACAGACAUUAGUGCUUCGUAAAUGCGUAAAUGUUAGAAUGAUUCUUCUAGGCAUUGGGUCUCUGAAGAUGUCAAGGCACCUAGAUCUCUCGUGGUCGGAUGUUGAAAUGCUACCUGAUUCUGUCGUUCAACUUACUAAUCUGCAGACGUUAGAUCUAUAUCGGGGCUAUAGAUUAAUAGCCUUACCUCUAGAUAUUGGGUCGUUAAAAGAUCUUAGAGAGUUGAAACUCAAAUAUUGUGAAAGUUUAAAAGUGUUACCUAGAGAAGUUGGAAGCUUGAGAAGAUUAAGGUGCCUAGAUUUAUCUAAUACUAAGAUUGAAGUCUUACCUGAGUCAUGCAUCGACAACCUUAGCAACUUGGAGUUAAUCCAUUUCGGAAACUGUAAGCUUCCCAAAGAAAUCAAAAAUUUGCCAAAACUGAGAAUUUUCAAACAUUGGAGAAAGAAUAAGGAAGAUGAAAUGCCUAGAGGUAUAGAAACUUUAACUUGCCUUGAAGUGUUAGAAUCUUAUUUGGUGAAGAACUGCAGGGAAACCAUCUCUUGUAAUAGUGGUACUGAUAGUGACGGGAUUAUAGAGUUAGCCAAUCUAAAUUCUUUACAAGAGUUAUGGAUUCACAAUCUGGAUUUCGUGAGAGGUGGUACUGAUGCAGCAAGAGCGAAGUUAAAAGAUAAGGUGAACAUUCGUUAUCUGUGUUUAAUAUGGGGUUCCAUUUUCGAGGAUGACGACGAUGUUCAGAAUAUGGUGUUGGAGGGUCUCGAGCCUAACGUUAAUUUAAAAAAGUUGGAAGUAAAUUAUUUUCCGGGUCUGAAGUUUCCGAAAUGGAUGGGUUCAUCCACCUGCCUUCCGACUUUAGUCGAAAUAAUUCUUUGGGGUUGCAUUAGAUGUGAGAAACUACCAGCCCUUGGUCUGCUUCCAUGUCUUAGUGUUCUUGAGAUUUGGAAAAUGAAGUCAGUCAAGUGUUUAGGUGACGAGUUUUAUUACCAGCAAGAAGAAGAAAGAAUCAGGAGUUGCAACAAUAUUCUUGGUGGUACUACUGAAAAUGCUACUACAAUGUCAUUGUUUCCUUCGCUAAUUCAUUUGAAGCUUUCAAUGGAAAAUUUAGAAGAAUGGGUUGCUCCGCCGCUUCCAAUUUAUAUUUCGUUUUCUUCUCUUGAGAAGCUAGAAAUCAAUUGCUUCCCAAAACUGAGAACCACACCAAACUCAUUUCAUUUUCUCAAGGAACUGGAAUUGUACGACACCAAUAGUAAGGCAGUAACCCCAUUCUUUGCUACUGGAGGAUGGCCCUCUGACAUCCGUUGAUAUAUCACAUUCUCCAGAGUUAAUAUAUAUUCCAGUGGGUGUGCUACUCCAAAAUAUCACUCCGAAUCUUCAACAACUAUCCAUCAAAUAUUGCUCUAAUUUUCAAGGUUUUCUUGAAGACGAUGAUCUAAGAAAUUACUACAAUAACAAGGAUGCUGAUCACGAAGAUGAUUUCGGAUCAACACAAUCUUUUUCAUGUUCUAAAAUCAACUCCAACUUGAAGAAUAUCAGAAAUUCUCUCCGCUCAUUAAGUUUGGAUGGUUGUCCUGUUUUAACGUUACUCCCGGAUUUACGAUCGUUCACUUCUCUACAGAAAUUAAUUAUAUGGAAGUGCGAAAAAUCGAAAGAAUCGAUACCUUACAAUCUCAAGAAAUCUCUUGUCUUUCUUGACUAUCUGAGAGUUGAUUUUCAAAUGGAAGACAUCUAGGGAUCCAGCUAGCCGAUGAAUAAAAGUUAUUUCACUUGAUGGUGCAUGAAUCAGGAGAAGAAGUAGAUCUGUUCGCUGCAAAUUUAUCUAGAAGAAUGCGGGUGAUAAUGGUGUAAAUAUGAAGAACCAGAACCAAGACGUCGAUUCAGAAUUUUAUCACCUACUGUUGAUACAUCUGAGAGCAGCUGACGACAACUUGAGUUCUGCCACAUUUAGUCCUUUUAUUAUGGAUGAUGCUUUUGUAGUAUUCUCGACUUCUUAUGCCUUUGCAAAUGAUUGGUGGUGGUUGUUCAUGGCGCCAACCUGGUUGGGAUGGCAGACACCAUAUAUAUACAUAUAAGUGAU